Seminavis robusta is the source of this 3768-nucleotide messenger RNA. NCBI's taxonomy places the organism in Eukaryota, Bacillariophyta, Bacillariophyceae, Naviculales, Naviculaceae. The record is from the annotation of a GenBank genome assembly.
CAAAAAUCUUUGCCUGGUUCCGAGCACCUGGCAUUGCUGCUUUGUUUCAAGCGAAACAGCAACCCAGCUACGACCACCGCAAUCAUUUUUACCUUCCAGCCAAAGAUAUCCGUUUUGGACCUGGCCAGAUAGCUAGAUUGCCGCUUUGCUUUGCUUCGUUUCGUUGACAAGAACUUGUUGAGGAAAAGACCUGGUCCAAGAGCUUUGCUGGACAGUUACAGAAAAGACAACCCACUGAAAGCGUCCGCGAGAUUCGCUUCAUUAAAUUCCCAUUUCCAAUAUCCAGUCUAAGAUCACACGAUUCAUCAACGAGCGACUGAUUAAGAUGAAGACCAUUCUGAGCUUGGCCCUUCUGUCGGCCUUGGUGGGGUCCAGUGAAGCCGGUGGAGUAACAAGUCGACUCCAAGUCCAUAUCCCCAAAACUCUUACACGUGAUAAGGGCUAUGAUCACCGAGAAGCUCUCUUUGGUGUCCCCCCCUAUGGAGGUAGCAUUCAGCAGACCGUCUACUAUGCUGAUCAGGAUUUGUGCGAUUCCAAUGUGGAUACCACAAAGGGAUUCCCAGAACGCAAAGAUGGUGGUCAUUGGCCUUCUCCCUACAUCCUCAUGGUUGACCGUGGUGACUGUACCUUUGUCAGAAAAGUUCGCAAUGCCCAACGUUCCGGUGCAGCAGGAGUGAUUAUUGCGGAUAACAAAUGUCUCUGCAGUGCUGGUGACAAGUGCAAGCCGGACGAUGCCGAAGAAGUCUGUGAAAUGAAAGAACCCAUCAUGGCAGAUGAUGGUAGUGGAUCCGAUAUCUCGAUUCCAUCCUUUCUCAUGUUCAAAGAAGAUGCGGAUCCCAUCCGAGAGGUCCUCAAACAGAACAAAAUGGUCCGCAUGGAAAUGACAUGGGCAAUCCCCAAGGAAGACAACCGAGUUGAAUACGAUUUGUUCACCACACCCACGGAUUCCAUUAGCCGGCCCUUCCAGGAUCAGUUCAAAGCUGCUGCCCUUGCCCUGGGAAAACACGCCAAAUUCACUCCUCACAUGUACAUUUACGAUGGAAUCAAAGCCGGAUGUCAAGGAUUUGAUGGAGAGAAUCAAUGCUACAAUUUGUGUACUAAUAAUGGGAGGUAUUGCGCUACCGACCCUGAUGACGAUCUCGACAGCGGAAUCUCAGGUGCCGACGUGGUCACAGAAUCACUUCGACGGGCUUGUAUUUGGAAGAUUUAUGGUGCCGAUGGUGUGGGAGAAAAAUGGUGGACCUAUGUGGAAGAAUUCAUGUACCGCUGCCAAGAGGAGGAUUAUUUUAUGAGUGACGAUUGUAUCAAUGAUGUCUACGUUCACGCCGGUGUGGUCAAAGGGGAUGUCGACGCUUGUAUGCUGGACUCGGGUGGUCUCGAAGGAGACGAGUCGAACUCGGUCUUGGAGGCGCAACUUGGAGAGCGAGAAGCCUCGGGUGUCGUCAUUAUUCCGUCCAUGUACGUCGACACGGCAGCCAUUCGCGGAGCUCUCGAAUUUUCCACGGUCUUCAAGGCAGUGUGCGCUGGAUACACCUCCAACACGGAGCCUGAAGUUUGUAAGAAAUGUGCCAACUGUUUGGACGAAUAUGGCUGCGUCGUUCAAGGAAAGUGCACCGCCGGCGGUGUCUCGGGGAUCAAGAGUGGUGUCACACCAGAGGCUUUUGCAGGGACGCUUGGUGUCAUGGUAUUCAUCUUUUGCAUUGCUGGAUUUAUUCAGUGGCGACGAACUCAAUCGCAGAUGAGAAAUCAGGUUCGCGGUAUCAUGGCCGAGUACAUGCCUUUGGAUAAGAGACAAGCCAUGGGUGAUCAUGAUACAUCGGUUGGACUUUCGGAAGGGGAUGGAGAAUUUUCGUAAGCACAUGCUGCAUUCGAGAGGAGCAUUCGGAUGGAAUCGUCAUGCUCAUGCCAAAGCACCACACACAGUACCAUCUACCAAAGCGAGGAGCAUGGUGGUUUUGUUUGGAGAGUUUCCUGGAGUUCUUACUAGAUUUAAAAAUUAAGUAGAUGGAAAGAUAUGAAAAAGGUGGUCUUCAACAGUCACCGUCGACAACAUGCAUUUGGGAUGACAGAAAAAUUCUGAAAGCUUGCCUUCUCCCGGCAUAACUUAUUUCGUGCUGCUUGCACCAAGAACUGGCUGGGUGGUUGCCUCCUCCUUCUUGAUCACAGCGGGCUUGAUAGGACCGUUCGUGCCGUACCACAUGCCACGAGUCCACAGCUUCCAAUAUACGAAUGGGAAGAGGCGUUCCUUAAGAAUCCAAAAAAAUCUCAUCUGCAGGUCGCCGUCUGUCCCGACGUACUUCAAGGGGAACUUGCCUAAAAGGCGAAGGAGGGGCCAAUGGCACAGGCAAUCCGCGUGAGUGAUGAGCCCAAACGAUCCAGGAGCUUGCCAAUCUAAAGAGAAUAAAGCUUACCAGUCUCUCGCGAGAAAGUUUCCAUGAGUCGGCCUCCAUAGCCGAACUCUGCAAGCAUGGUGUGCCCACGGCUGUUCAAGAGAAUACAAAUGAGAUCAGAAAGAAAGCAAUACCGAAAUCAAGCGAUGAACGGAACACAACAAACCUUAUAAUCAACGGACAGCUGGCAUAGCCAGUGUAGAAACCAUCGAGCUUCUUCCCUUCAAUCUCCCUUCGAAGGUUGUGGACAAGGACAGGAGCUUGGCUGGUGAUGGCAGCAGCUGUCUUCGAAUUUGGAGUAUUGGUACAGUCUCCAAGUGCAAAUACAUUGGAGAACUUGGUGCUCUGCAUGGUGUGCUUGUCAACGUCGACAAAACCCUUUGCAUCAGAAAGCGGGGAUCCUUGCAGAAAGGCGGGCGCGUACAUGUGCGGGGCUACAUGCAACAUGUCAAAGGGUUGUUCAACCUUUUCUUUGGUGUCAACGUUUUCGAACGUUGCCACUUUGUUCUCUGGGUCAAUCUUGACAAGCUGCUGCUUGAAUUUGGCCUCAACACCACGGUCUUCUCGGAUCUUGUUGAGUUUGUCCGAGUAGUACUUGACACCGAACAUGGUUCCACCAGGGGUCCAAUAGGUGAUGUUGGCCUGAUCCCGUUUGCCCUGAGAACGUAGAGUGUCUUCCAACAACCACAUGAUUUUCUGCGGGGCACCUGCACACUUCAGAACAGUUGGACUGAAAGUAAAGAGAUAGUUCGCCUUUUGCUUGUCGCCAAAGGCGCCUGAGCCACUGACUCUUUGGAAGGUCUUGAAAGUCUUGUCCGCCCAGUUGUAAUCAUAGAUAGAAACCACACCAGAGUCUUUGCUUUCAAGACCCUCCUGAAGACCGGGAACCUGGUCAAAUUUGGUCUCGAUUCCUGCUGCCACAACAAGAUAGUCAUACUCGAUUUUCUUUCCGUCGGCUGUGGUGAUCUUAUUCUCAGUGGGUUGGAAUGAUUCAACUUUGUUCUGGACCCAGUUGGUACCCUUGGGAAGAAUAUCUUUCAUGGGUUUUGCACUCUCUGAGACAUUCUUGACGCCGCCUCCACAGAGGGUCCAAAGUGGCUGGUAGUAGUGGACAUCUUUUGGCUCAAUGAGAGUUACGUUCUUCAUAUCUUCGUUUCGAAGCAUUGCCGCAACGCCAAUUCCUCCGGUGCCGCCUCCAACAAUGACAAUGCGAUCAGGAUGCUGCUUGGGACGCAAGAAAAGGUAACCACCCAUCACAGUGGCUCCUGUUCCAGCCAGGAUGGCACUUCGAUUUUUCGAGACAAAGCGAAACAUUGUCGGAGUUUUUAACAAUGAUAGUCUUGGAGCUUGGGGUUGGGAGGAGGGCAAAAUUGUGAGC